AUGCCGCCCGUCACAAUCCCCCAAUUCCUCCUCCCCCGGGGCGCUCCCUCCCCGCUCAGCCUCCGCGCCUUGAGCCGGCGAACCACCUACCGCAUCACCAGCAGCACCACCCAGCGAUGCGCCUCCGAUGACAGCAAACCCCGCGUGCUGUCCAAGCCCGACAAGUUCCGUCCUCCAUCUCACCCCGCGCGCCGGGUCGUCCAAACCCGCAAUGGAAAGGUUGUCAACAGCGGCCCCAUCAACUACCCGGGGCCGAAGCUCAGCGAGAAGGAAAAGGAAGAGCAGAAGCACAGGCAGUACCCGAACAUGUUUCCGCCUGAGGGGACCGUCAUGCACAAGUUCCUGACGAAUCGGUGGAUUCACAUUUGGAUUGCGAUGGGUGUACUGACCUCCCUGGCUACUUUCACAUUUACUACGAACUUCAAGCACUCGUCGCCGUUCGCUCAUCUGCUGCCGCCGUGGUCGGCGCUGCUGUCGCACCCCAUUGAUACGGUUCGGCAGGCCAUCUCAGUGUUCCGGAUGCAUGUGCAGCACAACUCGAUCGAGACGAGGGAGAAGCGUCGCAGACGGGUGGACGAUGCUGAGAAGAGACGGCAGUAUCGGGUUGCCCAUGGGUUGGAGGAGCCUAAUGAGAAGGAUGCUGCUGGUGCUGAUGGAAAGGGGGAGGUGGCUGUGGAUGACCAGUCUCCUGUGGCUAAGGAGCAACAGGGUGAGGAUGAUAAGAAUGUGUAUGUUGAUUGGGAGGGUAACAAGCGGCCUGUUAAGAAGUGGUUGGGCAUUUGGUGA
Aspergillus luchuensis is the source of this 786-nucleotide messenger RNA. RefSeq lists its product as uncharacterized. Lineage: Eukaryota; Fungi; Ascomycota; Eurotiomycetes; Eurotiales; Aspergillaceae. The record is from RefSeq and is a predicted model, not a curated record. Bases 1 to 786 code for a protein of 261 amino acids. The transcript is spliced from 2 exons.